Salvelinus namaycush (lake trout) is the source of this 1349-nucleotide messenger RNA. RefSeq names its product heme-binding protein 1-like. The record is from RefSeq and is a predicted model, not a curated record. NCBI's taxonomy places the organism in Eukaryota, Metazoa, Chordata, Actinopteri, Salmoniformes, Salmonidae. Bases 1 to 519 code for a protein of 172 amino acids. The transcript has 4 exons.
AUGUAUAAGAACAGGCGGCAAGAGGGGGUCAGCUAUGAGGUGCGGAGGUACGAUGGUGCAAAGUAUGCCUCAGUGAGCUCAGAGGGGCGGACCUUUGACCAGGUGACGGGGGAGCUAGUGAGGAAGCUGCUCGUGUACAUUGGGGGAAGCAACGACCAAGGGGAGGCAAUGGGGACGACAGCACCGGUUAUCAUCACAGUAUAUCCCAGGGACGAUGGUGUGAUGUCACGCCGUUUGGUGGUUAGCCUCAGGAUUCCCACCAACUACCAAGUCAGUCCCCCUGUGCCCAUCGACAGUGCCAUCAGAAUCGAGGAUCGACCCGGCAUGACUGUCUACUCACUGCAGUUUGGAGGCUUCGCAGGGGAGACUGAGUACCGAGCAGAGGCCUCUCGCCUAACCAAAACUCUUGGUGAGACUGCCCCCUUUCAGCGGAAACAGUACUUCUGCUGCACCUACGACCCGCCCAUGAAACCCUACGGCCGACGCAACGAGGUGUGGUUCCUACAGGAGGAGCCAUAAGGGAAGCAUUAACACUGACUCUUAAUAAUAAACUAUAGUCACUUCCUCUCCUUCAUCUUCACUGAUCACUCCACAUCUUGAUCUUCAUCCCAAAAAAAUAGGAUAUGUGAAAAUAAUAUGGCAACAACAGGGGAUUUGUUUUCAAAUCAGUGCAAAUGAAGGAGAGGUGAUGCAAAGAAGAGUAUUAGACUAUUGAAAGGUCAUAAAGGGGAAGGAUGGGCAGCGGGCUACAUAGUUACUGGUCCAAAGUAGUGCAAUAGUACGGUACCAUUAUCAGUAACUGGAUAUUAAGUGGCCUAGGGGUAGGAGAAGAUAACCACAAAGUACCGCUGUGUGUUAUAGGUGGUACAUCAUUAACUCAAGUUCUUAUUUUGUACACCCAGGGGUUGACACUCCCCUUAAAACAUGCUUCAUAGUGCUUGGAAGAAAAGCACGUUAAAUCAGGCUGUACACAUAUAUGCUUCACUUCACACACCAUAAAAACAAAAUGACAGUUAAGUAUUCAAUAAGUAAUUAAAUUAAGUUCUAAAAAGCACAAUUCCUUUUCCCAAGGGAGGGAAUUGGAAAUAAACUAGGAAUUGAGCCAUAGAGUAGUGAUAGUCAAAUGUUUUCCUUAGUAUGAAUUAGUUGGUGGGGAGGAUAUGAAGGAGAAAUGUAUUAGUCAUUCCUUAAGUGUUAUCAUUUGAGAUGUCUAAUCCUUCUGUGAUGACAUGAAAACUUUUCAAGACAGCAGUUGUGUGUAGUGAAUGUUUUGGUGUGCUUGUAUUUGGAGUCUUUGAAUUGUAAUGUUACUUAUUAUGAUUCUUGAAACUGUAUUUUGAAAUACCUCU